This is a messenger RNA of Acanthosepion pharaonis, 903 nucleotides long. The record is from the annotation of a GenBank genome assembly. Lineage: Eukaryota; Metazoa; Mollusca; Cephalopoda; Sepiida; Sepiidae.
AUGCCCAUGUGUUCAUGGGGAGCAGUUGCCACUUUCAAAUACUUCUUCUCAGUUUCUUUCUUCUCCUCUUUCUUUUCAUUUUCACCUCUUUGGUUAAUAUCGUUCUUUUUCUGGUCUCUGCAACAUUCCUUUUUUCUUUCUUAUUCGAUCUACUUCCUUCUUACUUUCUUUCUUUUACUUAUUCACUAUACUUCUUUCUCAUUUUCUUUCUUUCUUUCUUAUUCACUCUGCUUUUUUCUCAUUUUCUUUCUUUCUUUCUUUCUUAUUCACUGUUUCUUUCUCAUUUUCUUUCUUCCUUUCUUUCUUUCUCAUUCACUAUGCUUCUUUCUCAUUUUCUUUUCUUUCUUCUUUCUUUUCUGUUUUUUUCUUAGUUUCACUCUUCCUUUCUUUCAUUUUAUUCUUUUUUUUUCUUUCUUUCUUUCUUUCUUCUUAGUCACUUUGCUUCUUUCUCAUUUUUUUCUUUCUUUCUUUCUUUCUUUCACUCUUUUCAUUUUCUUUCUUUUUUCUUUCUUUUCUUUUAGUCUUUCUUCUCAUUUUCUUUCUUUCUGCUUUUUUCUUUUUCUUUUUCUUUUUUCUUUCUUAUUCACUCUUUUUCUUUUUUCUUUCUUUUCUUUUCUUUUUUCUUUCUUUCUUUCUUUCUUUCUUUCUUUCUUUCUUAUUCACUCUGCUUCUUUCUCAUUUCUUUCCUUUCUUUAUUUCCAAUCAUUCAUUUAUUCUUACUCUUGCUAUUUAUUCAUUCUCUCUCUCUCUCUCUCUCUCUCUCUCUCUCUCUCUCUCUCUCUCUCUCAAACACUGUUUUUCUUCACUAAUAUUUACAAAAUCCUACACAAAAGAAUUUUUUCAUAUAUUGGUAUCUAUCUAUCUAUCUAUCUAUCUAUCUAUCUAUCUAUUCUGUGUAUUUAG